UGGUGGCUAGUGAAGAGAGUGGCGCGUGCAUUUUCUCGAAGUGUAAAGCCAUCACUUCUUCUUGAGCUCACUUUUGUAGCUAAAAAAGCACUCUCCUUUCCCUCUCUCAUCACCACCACCACCACCGCCACAGCAACCAUGACAAAGCCACCACCCUCGUUAUUCCUCAUUUUCCUUUCUCUCUCUCUUCUUUUUAUCUUCUCUGAAUCAAGACUCUCUUACAACUACUACGACAAAUCAUGUCCAAGAUUCACUCAAAUCAUGCAAGAAACCGUUACCAACAAACAAAUCACUAGCCCCACAACCGCCGCCGCCUCUCUCCGUGUCUUCUUCCACGACUGUCUCCUCAACGGCUGCGACGCCUCCAUUCUCAUCUCCUCCACUCCUUUCAACAUGGCCGAGCGCGAUGCAGACAUCAACCUCUCACUCCCAGGUGACGCAUUCGAUCUAGUCACUCGUGCCAAGACUGCUCUCGAGCUCUCUUGCCCCAACACAGUUUCUUGCGCUGAUAUCCUUGCUGUUGCCACCCGCGACCUUGUCACUAUGAUGGGUGGUCCUUACUAUAACGUUCUUCUUGGAAGGAAGGAUUAUCGCAUCUCCAAAUCUUCUUAUGUAGAAGGGAAUCUGCCAAGACCCACUACGCCGAUGUCUAGCAUUAUCAAGAUUUUCACUUCUAAAGGUUUUACUAUUCAGGAAAUGGUGGCUCUAAGUGGGGCGCACACUAUAGGUUUCUCUCACUGCAAGGAGUUCAGUAGCAGUGUGUAUAAUGACACACAUUAUAAUCCAAGAUUUGCUCAAGGGUUGCAGAAGGCUUGUGCUGAUUAUCCAAAGAAUCCAACUCUUUCAGUUUUUAAUGAUAUUAUGACUCCAAAUAAGUUUGAUAACAUGUAUUUCCAGAAUUUGCCUAAAGGGUUGGGAUUACUAGAGUCAGAUCAUGGGUUGUAUAAUGAUCCAAGAACCAGGCCUUUUGUGGAGAUGUAUGCUAAAGAUCAGAAUAAGUUUUUCCAUGAUUUUGCAAAGGCUAUGGAGAAGCUUAGUGUUCAUGGAAUCAAGACCGGAAGAAGAGGUGAGAUUAGGCGCAGGUGUGAUGCUAUCAACUGAUAAUGUCAAAGUUUUCUUUUAAUUAUUUCUUCUUGUGAUUGAGGAAGGAAAGGGAGAUUAAUUGGUUGAUGGUGGGUUCUUCUUGAGUUAAUUCUUUCUUAAAUCUGCGAGGAUCUGAAGAUGAUAUGUAUACAAUUUUUAUCUUUCUCUGCACCAAUCAUGAUAUGAAGCUUAAGUUAUACAUAAUUUGUUUAAUUGUUUGUUUGUUCUUGAUGUCAGUCUUUCAGUUUUCCUCCUUGUGAGUCUCUUGAUUUCGUUCUGUUGAAUAUAGAGCUUUUCCUAGUACAGAAAA
Ricinus communis (castor bean) is the source of this 1393-nucleotide messenger RNA. Its product is annotated as peroxidase 31-like. The transcript has a single exon. Gene Ontology annotation, molecular function: peroxidase activity; heme binding. The record is from RefSeq and is a predicted model, not a curated record. Gene Ontology annotation, biological process: response to oxidative stress; hydrogen peroxide catabolic process. NCBI's taxonomy places the organism in Eukaryota, Viridiplantae, Streptophyta, Magnoliopsida, Malpighiales, Euphorbiaceae. Bases 139 to 1101 code for a protein of 320 amino acids.